AUUAGCUUUUCUUCAUUAACUUGCGUUUCCCAGGACCUUGCGAACGUUUACUUGCAUAAAUAAACAAGUGACUCGUAAUUCAAUGUUUUAUAUAGGUGUGGUGUAGUUUUACGUCGUUCAAUAUAACAAUUUAACGAAACAAUGUGGGCGUGUGAUCCCUCAUUGACGUCGACCAUCCUCGGUAGCUACCAGGGCGCUGGGCCCCUGUUUGUGCAAGCUUUGGAGACAUUCUUCGCUGCCCACUGUGCUCUCGUCGGAGACCAUGUUUGGCCUGCUGACGCUACAGAGGCUCUUCUUGAAGAUCCAAAUUACGACUUCAUAGUAGUUGGUGCUGGGUCAGCCGGGUCGGUGGUGGCCAACCGCCUCAGCGAAGUACCGGAAUGGAAAGUGCUGCUGGUUGAGGCGGGCGGGAAUCCCACUUUAGCUACUGAGGCACCGCAAUUGGCUUAUUCAAACAUUGGAACCGCAGAAGACUGGAACUAUCGACCUGAACCUCAAGAAGGUGCUUGCCGAGCGUACAAGGGACAACAAUGUACUUGGCCACGGGGAAAAACUCUGGGAGGAUGCAGCAGUAUCAAUUUCAUGUUCUACAUAAGAGGAAAUAAACUUGACUACGACGAAUGGGCUGCCGACGGAAACUAUGGCUGGGACUAUGAUAGUGUUUUACCAUAUUUUAAAAAGAGUGAAAAUUUUACCGGGUCCUUGGAUGACAACAAAGUUAACUAUCACAGUACUGGAGGAUAUCUAAAUGUAGAGAAAACUCCAAUGCAUCCGCUUGAACGUUUUCUUUUAAAAGCUGCUUCGGAAAUAGGAAUUGAAGUGAAAGAAGAUUUGAAUACAGAAAACCAAAUAGGAAUUACGAAAAGUUAUACAACCACAAAAAAUGGCAUUAGACACAGCACAGCAAGGGCAUUUUUAAAUUCUAUAAAAAAUAGAUCAAAUUUGCAUGUGGUCAAAAACGCAUUGGCAACUAAGAUUUUAUUUAAACCUUCCUCCAACAUUGUUGACGGAAUAAUUAUUAAAAAAGAUGGUCAAGAUAUUGUCGUGAAAGCUAAAAAAGAAGUCAUCUUGUCAGGGGGUGCAAUCAAUAGCCCACAACUGCUUCUUUUAUCUGGAAUAGGACCUCAAAAGCACUUAACCAACUUAGAUAUAGACGUUAUUGCUGAUUUACCAGUUGGAGAAAAUUUGCAAGAUCAUGUGUUUGCUGUCAUCUAUUUUAAAGCGCUGACUGGUGAAAAGCAAUCCAAUUUCAGCUCUAAAGAAAAAAUCGUUAAACAUUUUAGUGAAUUUGUGUUACAACAGUCUGGAAUAUUCGCAGAUGUCAGCCCUCAUUUGGUUACAGCUUUUGUAAAUACAACAGAUUCUGCUGCCACCAGUCCUGAUAUACAAUUUCAUUAUUUAUUCUUUCCUCCGGGUAUCAAAAAUGUAGUGGACAUGUUUACGAAACACAACUUCAAUGACGAAUUCCGUGACUACAUGGCUGAAAUGAAUAAAGAAAAUACUAUUUUGUUAGUUUACAGCGUUGUUCUUCAACCAAAAUCUAAAGGACGGAUACUUCUUAAAACCAAAAUUCCAGAAGAGCACCCUCUUAUUUACGCUAAUUAUUUCGAUCAUUAUGAUGACAUGCAUACGCUUAUUAAAGGAAUGAAGCAAACUUUGGAGUUGGCCAAUACGAAUGCUUUCAAGGAAGCUGGUUUUGAAGUAAUGUGGCCUAAGUUAAAGGCUUGCGAUUCAUAUGACCAAGGUAGUGACGAGUAUUUGGAAUGUUUUGCAAGAGAGCUUACUUUAUCGUUAUAUCAUCCAACCAGCACUACAAAAAUGGGUCCUGACGAUGAUGAAAGUGCAGUCGUCAAUCCUGAAUUGAAAGUUCGAAAAAUAAAAGGUUUGAGAGUUAUAGACGCUAGUAUCAUGCCAAAAGUUGUAAGAGGAAAUACAAACGCGCCAACUAUAAUGAUAGGCGAGAAAGGAGCUGAUUUAAUUAAGAAAGAAUGGCUACAUGAGCAUAAUGAACUGUAAAGUAAUGCAUUAUUUGAAAAUUAAAUGGUUUAGCACCUCC
Messenger RNA from Cydia strobilella, 2056 nucleotides. Its product is annotated as glucose dehydrogenase [FAD, quinone]-like. Gene Ontology annotation, molecular function: flavin adenine dinucleotide binding; oxidoreductase activity, acting on CH-OH group of donors. The transcript is spliced from 4 exons. Lineage: Eukaryota; Metazoa; Arthropoda; Insecta; Lepidoptera; Tortricidae. The record is from RefSeq and is a predicted model, not a curated record. The coding region runs from base 142 to 2016 and encodes 624 amino acids.